AUUUCGGCAUGGCGGUGUUUGCGGACUUGGACCUACGGGCGGGUUCCGACCUGAAGGCGCUGCGCGGGCUCGUGGAGAAUGCCGCUCACCUGGGCUAUUCAGUUGUUGCCAUCAAUCAUGUUGUUGAAUUUAAGGAAAAGAAACAGGAAAUUGAAAAACCAGUAGCUGUUUCUGAACUCUUUACAACUUUCCCAAUUGUACAGGGAAAGUCAAAACCAAUUAAGAUUUUAACUAGACUGACAAUUAUCGUUUCGGAUCCAUCUCACUGCAAUGUUUUGAGAGCAACUUCCUCAAGAGUCCGGCUGUAUGAUAUCGUUGCAGUUUUUCCAAAGACAGAAAAACUUUUCCAUGUUGCUUGUACACAUUUAGAUGUGGAUUUAGUCUGCAUAACUGUAGCAGAGAAGCUACCAUUUUACUUCAAAAGACCCCCUAUUAAUGUGGCAAUUGACCGAGGUGUGGGCUUUGAACUUGUCUAUAGCCCCGCUAUCAAAGACUCCACAAUGAGAAGGUACACAAUUUCCAACGCCCUCAAUUUGAUGCAGGUCUGCAAAGGAAAGAAUGUAAUUAUAUCUAGUGCUGCUGAAAGGCCUUUAGAAAUAAGAGGCCCAUACGAUGUGGCAAACUUAGGGUUGCUGUUUGGGCUGUCGGAAAGUGACGCCAAGGCCGCAGUGUCCACCAACUGCCGAGCGGUGCUUCUGCACGGAGAAACUAGAAAAACUGCUUUUGGAAUUAUUUCCACGGUGAAGAAACCUCGGACAUUAGAAGUAGAUGAUGAUUCUCUUCCAGCCUGCAAGAAAGCCAAGUGUGAGAGCUGAAACGAGUCCCCCUGUCUCUGUCAACACUCCCUUCUGCCUUUUGAGAAUCCAUCAGCCACAACAGAAACGGAACCUCCGUAUGAUUCACUAUUUUCACUUGAAGCUAGAUACCCGUAGUGUAUAAAAGCAGUCUUAUAUUUAACCCAUUAAAAUAACAAAACCUAGUAAAGCAUUAAAAAAAAAAAAAAAGGCUGCCCCCAUAAUGAAUUUAGAUAUUUUAAGAGAAAAGCAAAGACCAGUUCAUUUAUCCUUUCCGUUAAGUGAUAAAUGGAAGGUAUAAUUGAAUAAGAUGUUUCAAUAUUUCAAGAGACUCUUUAAAAAUGUUUCUUGCUCAUUUAAAAGUUCAUGCUUUUCAGCUUUACUUGAUAUACAUGGCUUAUUUUUUAAUUUUACUACUCAAAAAGUGGUUAUUUUGAGGACUCUUAAAACUUAUGUUAAGGGGUUGGCUUUUAGUUGAUCUACUCUUGCUUUAAGCCUCUCUUUCAUUAUGGUCAUCAAGUCCAAGUCCUUCCUAAAAGGAAUUGCUAUAAAAUUUGUGGAAGAAAAGGGAAAGUGCACGUAAAAUCACACUUGGCCUCUUCCUUUGCUGCUUCUUACCUCCGUGAUGUCCUUGAAAUAGGAUUCCUUUUAGUUGGAAGCCCCUGAAAACCUAAUAUUGAUUUUCCUAAUUGCUAUAGUAAAAAUCUCAAAGCACUGGACUCAAUCAACUUUGGAAAUAAUUUUUUUAAUAACAGGAUCAUUAUAUUAAGGAGAAGUAGCCUUUUUUGUAAAUAUCUGCAUUUAUACUAUAUUGAUAUUAAGAACAUCAUUUAAAUGAAGCUAAGAACACUGUUCUGAGAGUCAGAGAAAAGAUAAUUUUAAAAAGAGAAAGCUUUACACCAGACUCACUUAUGAAUUUAGAUCCUUAAAUAAGAUAUUGGUAAAACAGAGUAUACCAUAACCGGGUGAGAUUUAUUCUAGAAAUGUAAGGAUUUUUCAGUUCUUUUCAAUGUACUAUACUUUAUCAUAUUAAUAGGUCAAAUGAGAAAAAUCAGAAUCAUCUUAAUAGAUGCCAGUAAGACAUUUGAUAAAAUUUAAAGUCCAUUCCUGAUUUUAAAAAAAUAAACAAGAAUAAAAACCCUUGACAAAAUACAAAUAGAAGAAUAUUUCACACAUACAUGUAUAUGUUCAUUUCUCUUUAUAUAUUGUAUAUAUAUUAAGCAUCAUGGUUCUAAAAAUAAAGCAUUCUUUACUUCCUCUUAAGCAAUAUGAUGGAUUAGCCUACUACACUCCCUCCAUAAAACUCAUGGCCACUGCUCCUGAACCCUCACACCCAGAGUCUGCCACUUCCUUGAGAGUGCCAGCUUGCUUCUGCCUUCACCCCACUUGGAUUCACCAAAAGUUAGGUGUGUGUUUAUUCACGAGUCUGUUUAUGCCAUUGUAUUUAGCAUUGUAAAAUUAAUAUAAGUUAAUUUAAAAUUAUAAAAACUGAUGAACCAGGAGGGGAAAAAAAGGAAUUCCCUGGAAAAUUAAUGCUUUUGAAAAGUUUGAAAAAGAUGAGUCAUUAAAAAGAAUUGUCAAAAUAGGUGUGAGCAAGACAACUAGAUUUAGAGGAGAUCCAGUGGAAAUUCUGCACUUGGAUUGCUUUCCAGAGCCUUUAUAAGUUCUUUUUUCAUCUUCUUUUUUUUUUAAUUGAGGUAACAUUGUUUAUAACAUUGUUUUAAGUGUAUACAUUAUAAUUCAACUCGUGUACAUUACAGCUUGCCAGCAGAAGUUUCAUCCAUCACCAUACAGUUGACUCCUUACCCGUUUUGCUUUCCCGCCCAUCCCUCCUUCCCCGCUGGUAACAACUACUCUGUUCUCUUUAUCUAUGUGUUUGUUUUUGUUUCAUUUAGUUUGUUCUUUUUCUUUUUUUUCCCCCCACAUAAGAGUGAAAUCAUACAGUAUUUGUCUUUCUCUAUCUGACUUAUCUCAUUUAGCAUAAUACCCUCAAGGUCCAUCAGUGGUGUCACAAAUGGCAAGAUUUCCUCUAACUUUAUGGCUGAGUAGUAUUCCAUUUUAUAUAUAUGUGUGUGUGUGUGUGUGUAUGUGUGUGUGUGUGUGUGUAUAUACACACACCACAUCUUUAUCCACUCAUUUCUUGAUGGACAUUUAGGUUUUUUCCAUAUCUUGGCUAUAUAAAUAAUGCUGUAGUGAACAUAGGAGUAUGUAUAUAUUUACGAAUUUGUGCUUUCAUAUUCUUUGGAUAAAUUCCCAGAAGAGGAAUAGCUGGAUCAUAUGGUAGUUCUAUUCUUAAUUUUUUGAAGAAUCUCCAUAGUGUUUUCCUUAGUGACUGGACCAAUUUACAUUCCUACCAAUAGUGUAUGAGGGUUCCCUUUUCUCGACAUUCUCUCUAUAACAUUUCUUAUUUCUUGCCUUUUUGAUAAUAGCCAUUCUAACAGGCUAUCAGGCGUGCCAUAGGUAUUAGCAUUAUCUUUCCGCAUAUAUCUCCUCAGGCAAGGGAAACAAAUGCAAAACUAAACAGCUGCACAGCAAAAAAACUAUCAACAAAACGAAAAGACAACCAACAAGGACCUACUGUAUAACACAGGGAACUAUAAUCAGUAUUCUGUAAUAACCUAUAAAGGAAAAGAAUCUGGAAAUAUA
This is a messenger RNA of Balaenoptera ricei (Rice's whale), 3440 nucleotides long. RefSeq names its product ribonuclease P/MRP subunit p30 (gene RPP30). The record is from RefSeq and is a predicted model, not a curated record. The coding region runs from base 9 to 815 and encodes 268 amino acids. The transcript has 11 exons. Gene Ontology annotation, biological process: tRNA processing. Gene Ontology annotation, molecular function: RNA binding. Gene Ontology annotation, cellular component: nucleolar ribonuclease P complex. NCBI's taxonomy places the organism in Eukaryota, Metazoa, Chordata, Mammalia, Artiodactyla, Balaenopteridae.